Didymodactylos carnosus is the source of this 615-nucleotide messenger RNA. The record is from the annotation of a GenBank genome assembly. NCBI's taxonomy places the organism in Eukaryota, Metazoa, Rotifera, Eurotatoria, Philodinida, Philodinidae.
AUGUUAGAUGAAUUUUACAUUCCUAAUUAUGUAAGAAAAUGGGACACAAGUGAAUAUGAACGGAUAGCACGUGAACGUAUUGAAAAACUACGAAAACAACAGAAUGAGGAUAGUGAUGAUGACGACGAUGAAUUAGAUGAAAAAGCAAUUAAACGAACUCUUUUACAAGCACGAGAUUAUAAGGUCGAUCUUGAGUCAAGAUUAGGAAAAUCUGUUAUUGUUACAAAAGCGACACCGGCAUCUGAUGCAGGAGGAUAUUACUGUAAUGUUUGUGAUUGUGUUGUUAAAGAUUCAAUCAAUUUCUUAGAUCAUAUCAAUGGAAAAAAACAUCAGCGAAAUAUGGGUAUGUCCAUGAAAGUUGAACGAAGUUCAGUUGAUCAAGUAAGAGAUCGUAUUAAGUUAAAUAAACAAAAACAAGAUCAACAAGAGAAAGAAUAUGAUUUUGAAGAGAGAAUGAAAGAACUCAAAGAAGAAGAAGAAAAACUAAAAGCUUAUCGUCGUGAAAGACGAAAAGAAUCAAAAAAACGAAAAUUUGACGAUGCACAGGGUGAUGAUGAUGAGUCGGAUUUAGCUGCUGUUAUGGGAUUUUCGGGAUUUGGAGGAGCCAAAAAGUGA